Messenger RNA from Morus notabilis, 3635 nucleotides. Its product is annotated as U-box domain-containing protein 44. Gene Ontology annotation, molecular function: ubiquitin-protein transferase activity; protein binding. Gene Ontology annotation, biological process: protein ubiquitination; cell surface receptor signaling pathway. Bases 265 to 3312 code for a protein of 1015 amino acids. The transcript has 4 exons. Lineage: Eukaryota; Viridiplantae; Streptophyta; Magnoliopsida; Rosales; Moraceae. The record is from RefSeq and is a predicted model, not a curated record.
GAGCAACCAAUAGAUGGAGGCUUAUAAACCGCUGAUGAUGCUUAAUUACAUAUAUAAUCCAAAGAAGAGGAAAAAAACCAAUAUUGACUUCCUCACUCCCCGGUUGAUAUUCUAAAUGGGUAAUGCUCCAGAAGAGGAGUGAAAUGUUACAAGUCAAUUGAGCAGGAAAGGAGGGAGAAGAAUAUGCCCUGUGGAUAUAGUUAUUGAUAUGUUAAUUAAUUAUAAUCUCUUUAUGAAAGUGGAUUUAGCAAAGACUUGUUAAAUAUGGCAUUGGAACUUAUACCCAUAGGGACAAUCUUGGCUGUCCUAACAAACCAGGUUUUCAGAACAGCUCAAGCUGCAAUAGAUGUUGUUUUCGAGAAAGAGAGUUUCAAGGUCCUAUCGACGCACUUGUUUGACAUUGAACCUGUUUUAAAGGAACUGCAGCUUCAAGAAUUGAAUGAUUCUCAGGCUGCAAGGCUUGCUUUAGAGUCCCUGGAAGCGGAUGUUAAGAAGGCCAACAACCUGGUUGAGAAGUACAAAAACCGAUCUCGUUUCUACAUGCUUAUCAAGUGCCGGCACAUUGUUAAAGAAGUACAAGACGUCACGAGGGAUAUUGGAAGGUCUCUGGCUUCUUUAUCUCUUGCGAAUACAGAAAUCCUUUCAAGAAUAUCUGAUCAAGUCAAUAGGCUGCAGAAUGAAAUGCAAAGAGUGGAGUUCGAGACUUCGGAUUCUCAACUCCAAAUUGUUGACAAGCUUAAUCAGGGUCUUAGGGACCAGAAACUCGACCAAGCUUUCGCAAAUGACAUGCUCGAACAGAUAGCAAGGGCGGUUGGGGUGCUCAUUGUGCCCUCGGAGAUAAGCAAAGAGCUCGCAGAUUUCAGGAGAGAAAAAGAAGAGGUUGCCAAUAGGAAAGUUUGGGCUGAAGUUUUCUUCUUAGAGCAGGUCAUUGAGCUUCUCUCACGAGCUGAUGCAGCGAGGGAUUAUGAAGAGGUUAAAAGGCGAUAUAAUCAACGGGUUCAGGCCAUAGAGAGAUAUAGCUCGAGGGAAGAAUACAUUCAACCACUUAAGUCUUUUCUUUGUUGCAUAAAUGGAACUGUGAUGGUAGAUCCUGUCAGCCUUUGCACCGGUACUACAUGUGAGAGAGCUGCCAUUGCAGCUCGGUUCGAAAGUGGGGAGAGAACUGACCCAGAUACUCGUGAGGUUCUUGAAGAUACUUCUUUGUGGCCAAACCUUCCACUGAGACAAUCGAUAGAAGAGUGGAGAGAACUAAAUUAUUGCCUCAAGAUCAGAUCUUCCAGGGUGAAGUUGUCUUCAGGUGUUGAUACAUCCAUCCAAGAGGCCCUAAGUCAAAUUCAAGAUCUUAUCAGAGAGGAUUCUAUUAACAAGGACUGGAUUUCCAUUGAAGAACUCCCUUACAUGAUAAUCUCUAUCCUUGGGGAUUCACACAACAGAAAUGUGAAGAGGAAAAUUUUGAUCACCUUAAAUGAUUUUGUGGAAGGUCAUACAAGAAACAAGGACCAAAUCAUCGAGUCUCAGGGGUGGGAUCACAUCAUUGGCUGCUUAGGGCGCGACUCAAUUAUCUCAAAGGCGGCUAUCGAAUUGCUUUUUGAAUUAUUGCAAGACAGGUCUGGUUGGAAUGUCUCUGUCUGUAGGAAACUCUCUCAACAGACCAGUGCUAUUGUUUUUCUUGUCAUCCUCUUAAAAGGUUCUGUGGAAGAAUCAGCUGAGAUUGCAGAAAAGAUCUUGCUGAAGCUUCUUGAAAUUGAUGAAGAGAAUAUUUCUCGUGCAGCUAAAGCUGGUUGGUAUAAACCACUUAUUGAUUGCAUAGUUCACGGGCCAGAGCCUUCAAGGAUAUCAAUGGUGAAAACAAUUGUCAACAUGGAGUUGGUAGACUCUAAUUUGAAGCUCCUCGGGGAAGAAGGAGUAAUACUUCCUUUGAUUGAGAUGGCAGCUGGCAGUAUUGAGGCAAAAGAAUUGUCCUUGUCAGCAUUGGUAAAGUUAUCAGGUUAUAAUGCUAAUAAAAAGCUUAUUGCUGCAGCUGGUGGGGUUCAUUUCGUUAUAAAUCUAAUGUUUUCUCCCCAUACGCGCUCAAUUAUUGUUUGCAAGUGUUGUGAAAUCCUUGAGAAACUUGCUUCUGAUGAUGACAAUGCGAUUGAAUACUUCGUUGAUGAAAGAGGAGCGCAACUUGAUUUAGGGUCGAUUGUCACCAAUUUGACAGCGUUACUGCAGAAUACCAACUGUGCUCACAAUUUUCGCAGGCCAGCCCUGCGGUUGCUUCUUGGGAUUUGCAAGUUUGAAGCAGGAUUGGUGAAAAAAGCGGUUCUUACAAUCAAGGGUUUGUCUCUGGUUCUUCCCCUACUUGAUGACUCUGACUCGGAGAUUCGGGAGAUUGCCAUAAAGUUGCUCUUCCUUUUCUCCCAGCACGAGCCUGAUGGAGUUGUGGAAUACCUUAACAAGCCAAGAAGGCUGGAAGCUUUAGUGGGGUUUCUCCAGAUUGAUGGUAAGGAUGAUGUAAAAAUGGCUGCUGCUGGAGUAUUGGCCAACCUACCAAAAUCAGAGAAGCCAUUGACCAUGAAGUUAAUAGAGUUGGAGGGGCAUACUGCACUCAUAAACAUUUUGAGAAGUGGGUCCAUGGAAGCCAAAGAAAAUGCACUCAGUGCCCUCUUUAGGUUCACAGAUCCUGAAAAUCCCAAGUCACAGCGCAUUAUAGUGGAAGCAGAUGUGUACCCUUUGCUUGUAAAGUUUCUCAGGGUCAGUUCUGUACCAGCUAAAGCAAGAGCUGCAGCUUUGAUAGGCAAUCUUUCCGCUAGCACUCCGGAGCUCUCUGUCAAACCUAAGUCAGGUUUUUGUCGGUGUUUUUGGCUAUCUGGCGUUCCUUCAUGUCCAGCACAUGGAGGUACCUGUAGUGUAAAAUAUUCAUUUUGCCUAUUGGAGGCAAAUGCUUUGCCUGAUUUGGUAAAAAUUUUGCAUGAAGAGGUUCAUGAAACGGCUUAUGAGGCAAUUCAAGCACUUUCCACGCUGGUUAAUGAAAACUUUCCUCAAAAAGGGGCCAAUGUUCUGCAUGAGAACAAUGCCAUAAGCCCCAUAAUAGAGAUCUUGAAUUGGGGAACUAAACCUCUCAAGGAAGAGGCUCUGGGACUUCUAGAAAAUGUUUUCAGGUCGAAGGAAAUGGUGGAAAAGUGUGGAUCGGCGGCCAGAUUUCGUCUUGUUGGCCUUACUAGUGGGAAUAUUCAUGGAGAUAGCCAUCUCAAUAGGAAGGCUGCCAAAAUCUUGGCACUCAUCGAGCGCUACUCAAAAUCGUCAACAUCUCUUCUUCCCGGACUUCAUUAGUAGAAAUUCUUGUUGUAUCAAGGCACAGUGAAGCUUGAUUUAUACUCGUUUAAGUAUCAAAUUUCGUAUCACUAUGUUGCAGUAGAUAUGUACAUUGGUUCAUUAGUUAAACAUUUUUGCAGUGUUCUCUAUUAUGGGAGCAUUUUCCUUCCCCAGUAGUCUUUCUUCAUUACUUCUUUGUCAUUUGUUUCUUUAUAACUACUUACUAUUCAUUCCUAAAAAAAUGUCAAGUUACACUAAGUGGAUCAUACGUAUAAUUCUGUAGAAUGGCAUGUAAACGUUGCAGAUUUAAUGUUCAUGAACUCCUUGUAUAGAAAUCAUCU